This is a messenger RNA of Rotaria socialis, 3060 nucleotides long. NCBI's taxonomy places the organism in Eukaryota, Metazoa, Rotifera, Eurotatoria, Philodinida, Philodinidae. The record is from the annotation of a GenBank genome assembly.
AUGUUUAAAGCUUAUGCUUCAUCGGAAUCAUCAGUGAAGAAUGAGGAUGAAAAAGAGCACAUAGUGACAUCAUUAGCAGCAGCUGCAGCAAAUAGCAAUAGUGCUAGUGGCAAUACUUGGCUUGAGAAUAGAUCAUUUUCUAUUGAACCACCAACCAUUCCUUUUCAACAGCAGUCAGUUAUUUCAACAAAAAUCAAUCCACCUGCUGAUUUUAAACCAAAAGAAGAAAAGAAACCAAUUUCAAAACCAAUUCAAAAUAUCAUAACGAACAAAACUGAAACGAAAGAUGGUGUAUUCUAUAUUGAUCGCCGACGUGAUCGUGCCAAUACUACUGUUCAAUACACUCAUGGUGUUCCUCGAUAUGGAGCUAAAUUUUGUAAUCAACGUCCAUUAGGUUCUAAAUUUACAAAGUUUCGUAAACAACGCCUGGUCCGUUAUUUUCAUCAUAAAACCGAAGAUACCGAUAAUCGACCGCCAGAUUCGUUCGUUACAAUAGACGAUCAUCUCAAACAAUUGAAUAUUACCGUACGUGAACAACCACAGUCAUUCGAUGCUUGGAAAGAAUUAAUUGAUUAUCAAUUUUAUCUUUUUAAAACGAAUGGACAAGAAGAAAAACUAACGGCCUUGUAUAAUAAACAAUUAUCAAUAGUUGAUCGAGCUUUGGAACUUAAUGAUAGUCGUUUACAAUAUCGUUUAUUAAAAUUAAAUAUUCGUUCACGUUCAAAUCUAUUUAAUCAUGAUAUACUUUUAAAUGAAUGGUUGUUAUUAAUAAAAGAUUGUCAAAAAUCAAGUGACGAUCGAACUAUCAAUGAAACAUGGUUUUCCUAUAUACAAUUUAUACUUAAUCGUAUUGAAAUAUUUUCAAUAGACAAAUUAAAUGAAAUGUUUACGCAAUAUUUUUCAACAUAUGCAUAUCAUAUACAAACACGUAGUGAAAAAGAUCGAAAACAUUUACUAAAUCAUAUGAUAGAGAUUUUUCAAAUAUGGACAUGUACAUUACGGGAUGCUGGUUACUGCGAACAAGCACUUGCACUUUAUCAAACUAUGAUUGAAUUACAUUUAGAUUUAACAGCAGAAACAAAAAUUAAUUUUUCCAACCGCUUAGAAACUAUUGAAAAAACAUGGGAUACAGAUAAACGACGUUUUGGAGAACAUGUUGAAAUAGAAAAUCCAAUAACAUAUAUUGAAAAUGAACUUUUAUUGUUAUCUACCAAUGAAAAUCGUUUAUUUAAUUCUACUUAUCAAUCAUGGAUUUUAAUUGAACAAGCAAGAAUAAAUUUUUAUCAAUCGAAAAUUCUCAAUCAUGGUAUUCAUUUUCAUUCUAAACUUCUUCAAUCAUUAUCAGAUUCUAGUCAAAUUGACAAUGAUAUAUCAAACAUAUUAUUUCAACGUUCUAUUCGUCCGUUUGUAUUUGAAUUAAAUGAUCAACGACAAUUUCUACAAAUUAUUAUUUAUUAUCUUUAUUUUCUCAAUGGUUUACCACAACUAACAAUCUUACAAGAAGUAUUAAAUAAAUUUAAGAUUUCAUUAUCGCAUCAUUUACAAGAACAAUUAUUUAUUGAUAAUGAAUUUCUACAACUUUAUCCAUUGAUACAUUCAAUAUCAAUUCUACGAACGGAAAGCAACUUUUCUAUUGAAUAUAUUUCCAAAGUUUACGAACAAAUAAUAGCAAUACCAUCGUUAAAAUCCUAUCAAAUUGAAUUUAUUCUGCUUCAUUGGUAUUAUCUAGCAGAAAAUAUCCGUGAACUUAAACAACAAAAUCCAUCAUUAGCCAAAGCCCGUAUAAAAUCGUUGCAAACAAUUAUAAAGAAAUAUUUAUCAUUAGAAGAAUAUCGUACAUGUCUUCGUCUCUAUACACAUUAUGGCCGUGUUGAAUAUGAAUAUUUUCAACGUAUCAAUGAAAGUCGUCGUAUAUUUGAUUUAUGUUUUCAAACGAUUCAAACAAAUCCAACAAAAUUUUCUUCGUUUGAUUCAUAUAAUGAUGUAUGUUAUUGGCUGUCAACAUCGCUUAUAUGUGAAUUUAAUUUAAAUCAUUUAUUUGAUAAUAUGUUAAAAAUCAUAUUAGAAAAUUCAAAAUUGAUUCCAUUAGAUAAACAAAUUAAUAAUAAAGAAAAGCUAUGUUCAUCAAUUAACUAUGUUUUAAAUAAAUUAUUUCCCAAUACACAAUUUAAUGAUAUAAUCAUACUUGUUAUUGAUUGUUUAAAAUCUCGAAAAUUUUCAAAAUGGGAUCAAAAAUCAGACGAAGACUGGUCAACAUAUUUAAGAAAAAAUAUCUAUCUAUCAUUUGAAUUAUUAUUUAUUUUUCUAAAUUAUUCAUAUUUAUUAAAUGAUCCAUUUGAUAAAUUACAUUCCAUCAUAUUAAAUUCAAUUGUACCAUUAAUUAAUGAACAACGUAACAAAACGAAUCAAACAAUCAUUGAUUAUAUUCUUCGAUUUUAUUUAUCUAUACUUUGGAAUGAAUUAUUUACUGAACAUCUUUUAUUUAAUCAAUGUACAAAUUAUUUAAAACAACUAUUAGAAAAUAUCAAAUGGCCGUCAAAUAUUCUAUUGAAGUUUAUCUCAAUUUACACAUGUUUUCUACCAUUAUAUGGUAGUUAUGUUAAUGAAUAUGAACAAAAAAUAUUGAGCUAUGAAUAUACUCAAAAAAUUGAAUAUCGCUUAAUAACAAAAAUGUUUGUUUUAGAAAUGAAUUUAAUUAGACAUUUAAAAAUACAAAAAGCAAGUUCCGUCAAUGAAAGAAUUAAUUCCGGUUAUGAACAUCGUGUUAGACAUAUUUUAAAACAAUUGAUUCAAGAAUAUCCAUACUAUGUACAAAUAUGGCUCUUCUAUGAACAUUUUGAAAAAUAUUCACCAAAUAGUAAUCGAAUUAAAUCGAUUCUUUAUGAUGCGAUGCAAAGUUGUCCAUGGGCAAAGACUCUGUAUAUGAAAUCAAUUUCCAGCUCAAAUAAUGAUAAUGAAUGGAAAUUAUUUCUUAAUGUGAUGUUAAAAAGCAAUGUACACAUUUUAUUUUCUCUUGAAGAAUUUGAUAUGCUUAAAGAAUUGUGUGAAAUGAAAACAUAA